AUGGCUUUUUUCAGCCAGAUCCCCAGUCGUUUUUGUCGUUGCUGCCUCGCCGAGAAAGCUUUGGGCAACACCGAUCGCUUGGUGCUGGCGGUUGCGCUGGGCGUCGGCUUCGGAUCUUCAGUGGCUUCCUGCGUCCUGAUGUCUGGCAGGGACGCCCCGGCGGGCCACCAGGGGCUUGGGACGGGAUCCGGCAUCACCGGCAUUCCAGGUUAUGGCUUCUGCUUGGUUCUGACCUUGUUGGCUGAUGAGGCCACUGUGGCCAUCGCCUGGGAUGUGGCUGGCGUGACAAAUGGCCCCGUCACCACCUCGGUGGUGGUCUCCAACAGUGCCCUGGCCCUGGAGUUGUUGUUCCUUGGGCGCUAUCCUGGCGGUCUUGGUGAGCGGGGUGCUCCGCUCCGGAGCAGCUUGGCGAGGGGGGAGAGGUCGUGCGAGAACCUGGACAUGGACGGCGCCUUGUCUCCGAAAAAUCCUUCGUUGCCGAUGAGAUGCGAAGCAUGCUGUCGAGUGAAAAUGCGAUGGCUGAUCGGUGAACUCUCGGAGAUGCGAUGGCUGCUGGAGUCCAAUGAGGAAGCGAUGCUGCGCUUGAUGGCCAAAGGUAAAGGUGGUGGUAAAGGUGGCAAAGGUGGUAAAGGCAAGGGCGGCAAGGGCGGCAAGGGCGACCGAAAGGGUGGGCCUCCCAGCAGUGAUGAACUGCCAGAAACGAGGCGCGUCGAGCUGUGUGCAGAGCUGGAUGAAUUCGUCGCGAGCUCCAAGACGCAGCUGCAGAUGUCCAGCAGCAUCACUGGACUUGAGCGGAAGUUCCUGCAUGAGCAGGCUGAGCUUCGAAAUUUAACCACACAAUCCUUUGGGCAAGGACGAGAGCGAUAUAUUUGUAUCUUCAAGGAGGUCGCCGUGGCGCCAGUGCUCAGUGAGUUUGCUGCCACCGAAGGUGGCAGCUCAGGGGCGGUGUCGUACUCUGCGGUCUUUUUGGAUGAAGAGAGCCAGCAAAAGAUCAUUGACUUUUGCAGGAGGACGGUUCCUGGUGGUAUUCCUCAUCGCUGGAAGAUGUAUUGCGACCAUAUGACCAUUUGCGUUGGCGCUUUGAGCAAUCCCAAGACCGAGGACUUUCGCUCCGUAGCCGGCAAUGUCCAGCAGCAGAUUUCCAGAUACCAGGAGGGCCAAAACUUCGAGUUGAAGGUGGUCUCCUUCGGUCACAACGAGGAUGCCAUCGCCGUGGGCGUCCUGGGCUGUGUGUCCUGCAACCGGAAUCCCCACGUUACGGUGUCGACAGCUCCGCAUGCGGCACCAAGCACCAGCAAUUUGAUCAAGAAGUGGACCAUGCUCUCCUCCAAUGAUCAGUUCACGGUCACUGGGCAGCUGUGGCAGCAGGGCGGGAAGCAGCGCAAGCAGCGCGGGGCCGCUGCUGGCAGUGCAGAGGCGGCUGAGGCGAAUUUGGCCGAUGCGACUGCCACGGGUGGAGCUACAUCUUCGUUUGUCUCGCAUCACUGGCAUCAGAAGAAGUUCAAACUGGGCAUGGUGAAGGCAGCCACAGGUGUCACUUGCCCAGAUGGACAGUGGUUUGGUUUGGGAAGCAAGAAAAAGUAUUACUACGACGGGUUUGAACCGCUUCCGGAUGGAUUAAGAGACAAUGUGGCUCUGAUGUUAGAGUAUUCCAAAGACGAUGCCACGACCUUCGUGUUUGAAGAAGUUGGAAAGACGAAAGGAGGAGAUUUGGUAAAUCCACGCACUCUCCAAGGUGGCGUUAUCGUGGAGGCUUCUGUACCGGUCUACAGUUUCCACACGGACCAGGAGAGUCCCAGCUGGGUGGGCGAACUGGAUGAGGGCCCUGGCCCUGAGUACUACGUGAGAUUCCCAGGACCGACCUAUUCCAAGUUCGCCUUUCUCCCUCUGGAGCCCGAUAGCCGCCGGCCCACAUCUUCUGGAAGACCACCCCCGGGCUUAAAUCCUGGGGACUGCCUCUAUGGCAUGUACCACAUGGACAAGACGGAGGACAGUGAGUACUUUCACUUUUGGAUGGGAGGUGACUGGUGCGUCUACCUGAUUGAGAAUCAACUCUGCCGUGCCAGCGAUGAAUGCUAUCCCCCGUUUCGUUUCAAAGUGGCGCUUCUGGGCGAGCACGUGCGCGUGAUCCAAGUGGAGAUCCUUCGUUGCGGCGAGGCCAGUGUUGCAGUGACCUGCCAAAACGUCUCGGGCGAGGUGGUCGCUGAGUUGAAGUUGGCCGAAAACGCCACUCUGGGCAGCUUGCGGAAGCAGAUCGACGAGGAGGUCAGCCUCUCCUUGCUGAACAUCAGAAGUGGGAAAGUCUUGGAACCUGCGGAGGAUGCCACACCGUUAACUGACCUGGCAGAGUGAGAGCGUACAUUGGAACAUGGUUCCACAUGGGAGAAAG
Cladocopium goreaui is the source of this 2389-nucleotide messenger RNA. Lineage: Eukaryota; Dinophyceae; Suessiales; Symbiodiniaceae. The record is from the annotation of a GenBank genome assembly.